AUGGAGCGUAGAAGGACUCUAUAUGAUUACUUAGUCUCAAUCCGUCAACUUGAUCCCGAGAUUAGGAGAACUUUGCGCCUCCAGAAUAAUUUGACCAACUGGCGUUUGGCUGCAGCCAGAGCUCGAGUUGGUCCGAGACUGCUACUACAGCCGAUCAAACGUACUACGACUUUACGCGAAUGUGCUCAUGAUCAAGGCAUAGCAUAUUCAAAUACUGACGCACCACUGGAUGCGGACGAAAAUGUCGGUGUUCACGACGAAGAUGAACCUGCAAGCUCCAUCGUGAGUGGGCUUUUGUCCCUCCCUCUCGAGCUUCAUUUUAUGCUCCUCGAGCAUUACUUCGACGCUAGGGAUCACAGCGCCCUCGCCGGUGUUUGCAAACUAUGGAACCACAUCAUGAAGACUUCUAGAAUUGCUCGAGCCAAGCGAUAUGUCAGCUACCACGAUGACGAUAAGGCUGCCAGCAGCUCACCUUCAGCUCGCCCCAAAAUAGGCAUUCCUAGGAACUUUAAAGUCCACAUCGCACUUCUAAUAGGUCACAGUCAACAAUACUUCUUCAAGGAUAGUCCCAGCGUACAAGAUAAAGGGUCCUCUAUCUCUGAGGAUGCUUAUCGCUUCGGUCUGAAAGGCCGAUAUCCAGGGCUGAACACCUUCGCGGAGGAUCCGCUCUUUGUUUUCCCAGAUCAUGACCAGAACUCGGACAAGGAACCCAAAGCCAAGAGCAAGAACGACCAAACCCAGAAGUUGUCCAAUGAUCAGGACAAAACUGCUGCCGAAAAUACUUCCGGUGAAGAUGCAUCAUCUGAUCAUGACCUUCCGGAAGAACCAAAGAUAUCGUUCUCACAGUCAUUUAUAUACAAGUAUCAAACCAUAGGCAUGUUCCCAUCAUUACUUGGAGCCGGAAUCCACGGUGCCGCCAAACGUAUAACCCUCACAAAAUCGAGUAAAUUGAGCGACUACACAAAAGCCCUCAUCGCUGAGAUGAAAGAGCUCGCCAAAAACGCUAGAGAAAAACGAUGCUCCGAGCUCACAAGAUCCACCAGCGAUAAGCAGAUGAUAUCGUUGUGGGAGCGUCUCACGGCGACUGAUGGGGAAUUUCUAGUUCAAGUUAAUAACUUUUGCAUGAUAUAUGAUGAACACAGGCUCGAUCUUAGGAUGGACGCGAAUCAACUUUAUGAUUUCUCCUCGGACCCCUCGAACAAUGAUUUAUUCUUUGACAAGGCAAUCGCCCUUUUAGAUCUAAAUGUUCUUCCCCCUUCACGUUUAUCUACCCGCCACCCAUUCAGCGAUUCUGAGGACGACGAAUGA
Orbilia oligospora ATCC 24927 is the source of this 1308-nucleotide messenger RNA. RefSeq lists its product as uncharacterized. Lineage: Eukaryota; Fungi; Ascomycota; Orbiliomycetes; Orbiliales; Orbiliaceae. The record is from RefSeq and is a predicted model, not a curated record. Gene Ontology annotation, molecular function: protein binding. The transcript has a single exon. Bases 1 to 1308 code for a protein of 435 amino acids.